This is a messenger RNA of Durotheca rogersii, 4587 nucleotides long. RefSeq names its product ABC-2 type transporter-domain-containing protein. The coding region runs from base 1 to 4587 and encodes 1528 amino acids. Gene Ontology annotation, cellular component: membrane. Lineage: Eukaryota; Fungi; Ascomycota; Sordariomycetes; Xylariales; Xylariaceae. The record is from RefSeq and is a predicted model, not a curated record. The transcript has 4 exons. Gene Ontology annotation, molecular function: ABC-type transporter activity; ATP binding; ATP hydrolysis activity. Gene Ontology annotation, biological process: transmembrane transport.
AUGUCCUUCCUGGGCGGUGCCGUCUUCUCCAACUACGACCGCACGGAACAACACUCGGGCUCCCCGGCCAUGGCGCCUCUCGCGCACCACGAGGAGGACGGGGGGGCGGCGACGACCGACGGCGAAGCCGCCGAACGCCGCUCCCAUCACGAGGCCAACCGGACGCGGAACACCUCGGUAGGCGAGACCGAGAAGGAGUUGACGGGAGGGUCGAGCAACGCCACGCAAGUCGGAGAGGAUUCCGAGCUCGAGCGGCGUGAGUCCAUAGUGCACGAACUCGCCCGCCGGUACACUACCCAGUCGCAUGCCGCCCGCGUCGACGGCCACAACCCGUACUUGGACGCCGGCAAGGACUCGCCUCUCAACCCCAACUCGGCCAAUUUCAGCGCGCGCGCCUGGGCCAAGUCCAUCGUCCAGAUGGCCGAUCGCGACGGCCACGAGUUCCGCACCGCCGGCGUCUGCUUUCAGGACCUCAACGUCCACGGUUUCGGAGCCGCCACCGAUUACCAGAAGGAUGUCGCCAACAUCUGGUUGGAAACCGCCGGCCUCGUCCGCAAGUUGAUGGGCGUUGGCCAAAGAAAGAUAGACAUCCUGCAAAACUUCGACGGUCUCGUUCGAAAAGGCGAGAUGCUGGUCGUUCUGGGCCCCCCUGGAUCAGGAUGUUCGACCUUCCUUAAAACGAUCGCCGGCGAGACUUCUGGCAUCUACGUUGAUGACAAGUCGUACUUCAACUACCAAGGUCUGACCGCUAAGGAGAUGCAUACCCAUCACCGCGGAGAAGCUAUCUACACCGCCGAAGUCGACGUCCACUUCCCUAUGUUGACUGUCGGCGACACGUUGACCUUUGCCGCCCAUGCACGUGCCCCCCGCCAUCUCCCGCUCGGAGUAGACAGGGACGCCUACGCCACUCACCUGCGAGACGUCACGAUGGCCAUGUUCGGUAUCUCGCACACCGUCAACACCCGGGUCGGCAACGAGUACGUCCGCGGCGUGUCGGGAGGUGAGCGCAAGCGCGUAACCAUCUCCGAAGCCGCCCUCAGCCGCGCGCCCUUGCAGUGCUGGGACAAUAGCACCAGAGGUCUCGACAGCGCCAACGCCGUCGAGUUCUGCAAAACGCUGAGGACCCAGACCGAGCUGUUCGGAAACACCGCUUGCGUGUCCAUCUACCAGGCGCCCCAGACGGCCUACGACUGCUUCGACAAGGCCCUCGUCCUAUACGAGGGACGCCAAAUCUUCUUCGGGAGAGCCGACGAGGCUAAACAGUACUUCAUCAACCUCGGAUUCGACUGCCCCGCCCGCCAGACUACCCCUGAUUUCCUGACCUCCAUGACGAGUUCCGCCGAACGCGUCGUCCGGGACGGGUUCCAAGGCCGAGCUCCGCGGACUCCCGACGAGUUCGCCACGGCCUGGAAGAACAGCGCCGAGUACCGGGCCCUUCAAGCCGAGAUUGAGGAGUACAAGCAGUCCCACCCCUUCGACGGACCGGAUGCUCAGGCUUUCCGCGCUUCGAGACGGGAGCAGCAAGCCAAGAGCCAGCGCGUUCAAUCGCCCUAUACCUUGUCGUAUUGGCAACAGGUCAAGCUAUGCCUCUGGCGUGGAUUCCGCAGACUGAAAGGCGACCCCAGCCUAACUGUCGGCUCUCUCGUCGGAAAUAUCAUCAUGGGCCUCAUCGUUAGCAGCGUCUUCUACAACCUCCAGGAGGACUCGAGCAGUUUCUUCCAGCGUGGUGCCCUGCUCUUCUUCGCCUGUCUCAUGAACGCGUUUUCUAGCGCCCUGGAAAUUCUAACCCUCUAUGCGCAACGUCCCAUCGUCGAGAAGCACAGCCGCUACGCCCUCUACCAUCCCUCGGCGGAAGCCAUCGCCUCUAUGCUCUGCGAUAUGCCGUACAAGGUUAUCAACUCUAUCGUGUUCAACCUCAUCCUGUACUUCAUGACAAACCUACGGCGCGAACCCGGGGCCUUCUUCUUCUUCCUGCUCAUAACCUUCUUCACCGUCCUGGUGAUGAGCAUGAUUUUCCGCACCAUCGCGUCUGCCUCCCGAACUAUGUCGCAAGCCAUGGUGCCCGCCGCGCUACUGAUUCUCGACCUCGUCAUCUUCACCGGUUUCGUCAUCCCGAUCGACUACAUGUUGUCGUGGUGUCGCUGGCUCAACUACAUAGAUCCUCUCGGCUACGCCUUCGAGGCUUUGAUGGCUAACGAGUUCCACGGCCGCGAAUUCCCGUGCACUGGAUUCGUACCGAACCCUCUCGUCCCCGGCUACGGCUUCGCAGAUGUCGGCCCGAAUAACCGUGCCUGCAGUAGCCCCGGCAGCGUGCCGGGAAGGGAUACCGUCAACGGCGACGCGUACAUCAACAGUGCUUUCCGAUACUAUUACGAGAACCGCUGGCGCAACUUUGGUAUCGUGGUCGCCUUCGUGGUUUUGUUCCUGACGACGUACCUGGUCGCUGCCGAGCUUGUGUCCGCGAAGAAGUCUAAGGGCGAGGUCCUCGUGUUCCGACGUGGCUACAAGCCCGCCCAGUUCAAGGAAAAGAAGGGCGAUGCGGAAGAAGGCGAAGGCCCUCGCGUCGGCCCUAUUGUUACCAACGCUAGCCGGGCGCACGGCGCCGGCAAGGAGGCGGGUAUGCUACAGGAACAGACUAGUGUCUUCCACUGGAACGACGUCUGCUACGAUAUUAAGAUCAAGGGCGAGCCGAGGCGCAUCUUGGACAACGUCGACGGCUGGGUGAAGCCCGGUACCCUGACUGCUCUCAUGGGUGUUUCUGGCGCGGGUAAGACCACGCUCCUCGAUGCUCUGGCCGAUCGUAUCACUAUGGGUGUCAUCACUGGCGAGAUGCUCGUCGACGGUCGUCCGCGCGAUAACUCUUUCCAGCGCAAGACCGGCUACGUCCAGCAACAGGAUCUCCACCUGGCCACUACCACCGUCCGCGAAGCUCUGAAUUUCUCUGCCCUGCUACGCCAGCCGGCCGACGUCCCGCGUGAGGAGAAGCUUGCCUAUGUCGAAGAGGUGAUCAAGCUCUUAGAUAUGCAAGAGUACGCCGACGCCGUCGUCGGCGUCCUCGGCGAAGGUCUCAACGUCGAGCAGCGCAAGCGUCUUACUAUCGGUGUCGAACUCGCUGCCAAGCCCCCGUUGCUACUCUUCGUCGACGAGCCUACCUCCGGUCUCGAUUCCCAGACUUCGUGGGCCAUCCUCGAUCUCCUCGAGAAGCUCACCAAGAGCGGACAGGCCAUUCUCUGCACCAUCCACCAGCCCUCUGCCAUGUUGUUUCAGCGCUUCGAUCGCCUGCUCUUCCUAGCCAAGGGUGGCAAGACCGUCUACUUCGGCGACAUCGGCGAGAACUCCAAGACCUUGACGAGCUACUUCGAGCGCAACGGUGCCCCUGCCUGUCCCCCUGAUGCCAACCCCGCCGAGUGGAUGUUGGACGCCAUCGGCGCGGCGCCGGGCAGCUCGACGGACGUCGACUGGUUCCAGACGUGGCGCCAGAGCCCCGAGUACAGAGACGUGCAGGCCGAGCUCCAACGGCUGAAGGACGAGGCGUCGCCGGCCCCUACGCGUGCCGAGGACGAGCAGUCCUUCCGCGAGCACGCUGCUAGCUUCUCCUCGCAGCUGCGCGAGGUCACGUACCGUGUGUUCCAGCAGUACUGGCGCACGCCGUCGUAUAUCUACUCCAAAGCCAGCCUCUGCAUCCUCAUUGCUCUGUUCAUCGGUUUCGUCUUCUUCAACGCGCCCAACACGAUCCAGGGCUUGCAGAAUCAGAUGUUCGCUAUCUUCAACAUCCUCACCAUCUUCGGCCAGCUCGUCCAGCAGACGAUGCCCCAUUUCGUCACCCAGAGAUCGCUAUACGAGGUCCGCGAGCGCCCGUCCAAGGUCUACAGUUGGAAGGCCUUCAUGCUGUCGCAGAUCAUCGUCGAGAUCCCCUGGAACACGCUCAUGGCUGUGUUCAUGUAUUUCUGCUGGUACUAUCCCGUCGGCCUCUACAGGAACGCCGCGGAGGCCGACCAGGUCACCGAGCGCGGCGCUCUAAUGUUCCUACUCCUCUGGGCCUUCUUGAUGUUCACCUGCACCUUCACCGACAUGAUCAUCGCCGCUUUCGAGACGGCCGAGGGCGGUGCUAACAUCGCGAACCUGCUCUUCAUGCUCUGCCUCAUAUUCUGCGGUGUCCUCGCCAACCCCUCCACCAUGCCCAGGUUCUGGAUCUUCAUGUAUCGCGUCAGCCCCUUCACCUACUUGGUGUCGGCCAUGCUGUCGACGGGCGUCGCCAACACCUACGUCGUGUGCGCCUCUAACGAAUGGGUUCGCUUCGACCCCCCGAGCGGCCUCAACUGCGAGCAGUAUAUGCAGAACUACACGCUCGCCCUCGGCGGCUAUCUGCAAGAGGGCACCAGUCAACGCACUUCGGACUGCAGCUUCUGCACCAUGUACGACACCAACACGUUCUUGGCCGGUGCCGGGUCUGAUUACAACGACCGAUGGCGCAACUUUGGCAUCCUCUUCGCCUACAUCGUAUUCAACAUCUUCGGCGCGCUCUUCCUGUACUGGCUCACGCGCGUCCCCAAGGUAAAUAAGGACAAGAAGGUCAAGAAGGAGUAA